GCUCGAUUCUGGGGAAACACCAAGGAGAAUAAGCGAUUAGCCAUUGGAGAUAACAAUUUGAAUUCGGCAAUAGACAGAGCUUGCAGUAAUAAUUCGAAUUUAGUCUGGAAAUGCCGUCAUUAUUCGUGUGGAUUUUAUUGAGCGCAUUGCAUCUUAGCCACCAAGGACAUUCAGAUUUUCUGGACGACUCCUGUGGAACCUCGAAAUUUGUAGCUAAAAUAUCUCUUGGCAAAAACGCAAAACCUGAAGCUGCUAGAUGGAUGGCAUCCGUUUUUGAUUCAACGAGUUUCCUGUGCGGCGGCACUUUGAUCCACAAAAGUUUUGUUUUAACUGCAGCUCAUUGCGUUGAAAACAACAACAGCGACCUAUUCGUGAAACUUGGAGCAUAUAACAAAAAACUGGGGACCCGUACAAUCCGUGUGAGCAACGCGAUAAGGCAUCAAGAGUACAAGAGCAAAGAUUACCGCCAUGAUAUAGCACUGCUUAGGCUGGAACCCAGUGUGACUUACGAUGAACACAUAAGACCAAUAUGCAUUUUCUUGGACCAGAGAAUGGGGAAACAAAUUCGGAAGUUCGAUGCCUAUGGUUGGGGUCAAACAUCUGAGGCCCCGGAGAGCGAUAUACUUCAAACUAUCACUCUUUAUCGAUCAGAUCCAAGAGAGUGCCAACGGGACUUGGGGCUGAUUCCCAGGGAGACGCAGAUAUGUGCAACAAGUUCAAAUAAUGGAGACACUUGUGGAGGCGAUUCGGGAGGUCCGUUGACCAGUUUACUGACUGAUGGAAUGCAUAAUUUCGAAACGCAGUUCGGAAUCAUCAGUGUUGGUACAUUACACUGCAGAGGACUGGGAAUAUAUACCGAUGUAUCGGGCUAUGUUGAUUGGAUUGUGAGAGCGGUAACUACCAAUCUUGAUAUGUGGUUGUACAAGGAUUGUGCAGGCUAUAGCCUAAAACCAAUCCUACGGGCAACAAUUUAUGUAGGCUAUCACAAGACAGAGGGCGUGAUGAUCACAGACCGAUAUAUCAUGACAAAUGACGUAACCUUUCCACAUAAUAGCGACUUUUUAUUUGUCGUUGUGAUGAAUACGAUGUACAGAGUUCAAAACAUUUUUAAGUUCAAAAGUGGUAUAGCAUUGAUAGAACUACAGCACCAGGUGACGUCCAUGGAUGGAAUGAAACCGAUCUGUAUGUUCGGGACCAAUUACCUUCAGCAGCACGACCAGCUUGGUAGUUAUUAUAUAUUUGGCAGUACAGAAGAUGGUUACAAAUAUUACUAUAAUGUUGAAACUGUAGACACCCAAGGAUGUGCAAAUCAUGUGCAAAAAAAAAUUGAGCCGAAUCAAUUUUGCGUCACUCAUAUACUCAGAACUAAUCACUGGCAGUCAUUUGUGAAACCUGGAGAUAUAUUGGCAGAAAAGAAUAUAAACUUUGUUCUAUUAGGUAUUGUCAUUUACUCAUCAAAUGGCAUGUACGUUAUAGAGAAUGCUAGGACAUAUACGGAGUCGAUUGCAGAAAUAAUUAAUUCGUUAAGGCAUUAUCAGGAAAUUAUUAUUACUUAGAAGUAUUUUUUAAUAGUUUAUCUAUAUGCUUUUGUCCUUUGCGUAUAAAGAAAUUGUAAACAUAUUUCAACAAUGAUAUAUUAUAAUAUUUUCUUUUUGUGAUACAUUUUUUUAAUGUUUUACCCUUUAUUGGCUUGCAUAAAACAUUUUCGGAGGCAUUACGCUUAUGUUUUU
Messenger RNA from Drosophila suzukii, 1730 nucleotides. Its product is annotated as serine protease grass. Gene Ontology annotation, biological process: proteolysis. The record is from RefSeq and is a predicted model, not a curated record. Lineage: Eukaryota; Metazoa; Arthropoda; Insecta; Diptera; Drosophilidae. Gene Ontology annotation, molecular function: serine-type endopeptidase activity.